CUAUAAUUGUGGUGUAAUAUUUUCGUAUGAAGUAGCAUUUAGUUAACAGGGCUUGUUUGAUAUACACGAUAAUACUCUCAGCUAAACAACUCUCAUUACCGUACCUUAUCUCACUUAUCUUGAUCUCUCGCGACAAUACUUCGUAACGGCCAGCAGUGUCAUCAAUCGGGGAUCUUUUUCUUUACAUAGUACGUUACUCCGUAUAGCCGCCGACAGAUACCACACCCACCCCUUCCACAGGGCUGAAAGGGGCCCGGCACAUCUGUUGUUCCGGGCCGCUGAUUGCCGCAUUAGGCAGGAUGUUGUUGUUUUCUUGGCGCCGCUAGCCCCUAACCAACCCACACCAAAGCAUCAUCGAUAUCAAACUCUCCGCACACACACUUCGACGCUCCAACAACUUCAACAACAUCUCUUAUCCUCAAUUUCGCCUUAUUGACUGAAUGGUGCAUUCUUAGUACAUAGAUCUUCGCCCCCCAAACGUAUAUUUAUUAACAAACCAUUAUGUUAAUAUAUCCUUCCCCCACAAUCCCUACCCUUCCCAGAUCGCAUACUUCUCUACCACCUUCACAAUAGAGCGCUUCUUGUCAACAAUCUACCUCCAACUAAACACGCCGGAUCCGGAUCAAGCUCAAUAUGAGUAAACAACAGCCUUGGUUAGAUGGACUGUCCGAGGACUGGGUUUCCCAAACCUCCUCCCUGCGCGACCGCAUCUCCAACUCCUUCAAACGCUCGUCGCGCGGCCUGUCUGCCUCUCCACCCACCAGUGUUUCGUCGUCACAUAACAAACCUUCCUUCUUCUUCAGACAUUUGCGCAAGACGUCGGAGCCUUCCCGACUAUCAGACCUCGAAGGCAAUAGCAAUGUCUCGUCUAAUCACACGUUUUCCAUGAUCAAUGUUUUCACCUCGAGCGUUGGUCCCAAAGUGUCCGUACAAGUGCAAUCAGAAAAUACACCCGUCGAAAGUUCUACCAUGCAUAUAAGACCGCAGAGUAAACAUGCCAAAGAAGACAACACUCCGGAAUGGAAAAAACGUCUUGCUCGCGGUGAAGCUCCGAUGGGAGAAGGGGGCGAUUUGUUCGGCCCCAUGGAACUGGAGAAUGUGUUUAGACCGCCACCCACCAAUACCGAAUCGAACGCACGGUCAAAUCUUUUUACCUCCGUGCACACACAAGCUAAUCGACCAUGGUCUCUGCCACGUUCUAGCUCGUCCAGAGGCGAGCAGCCAGAUAUCUUACCGAAUGACUUGGAUGACGCCCGAGCUAGAAUCGAAAAUUCUGCCAGUGAUAGCCAGGAUAGCAUAGAGAAAUAUAGCACAUCGUUGGACGACGCCAAAUGCUGGCUGGGCGGCGAUGCUCCCGCGAAUGGCACCGUUAGCUUUGACCCCAGAUCACGGACUGUGAGCGGUAGGGAAGAACUGCGCAAUGAGGAAAUUACUCCGAUCCUCUUCUCCAGGGACGAUAACGACACCGCUGGCGAAUACACGAAUCGAGAAAUUUUUGAAUCGCUCCUCGAAGAAGUAAGAAAUUCUAACUUGAAAGAAACAUUCUCAGAUUCUCGCAGACGAAAUUCAGUUGCCGGUGAUGAUUGCAGUUACCUCAGUCGUCGAGAUAAUCACACGAUCACGGGAGGAGCGGAUGACACUAUCGAAAUGACUAGCCAAUCGUUACCUGAAGACUUAUCUGUCGGAACAAUGGAUUUCGGCUCCACUGGUGGUGGCUUCGUGAGCACACGUCGUGGUGGCUAUUCCAACGAUGGGUCCUUUCGCCGUCGCCAGCUAUCACCAACAUCUCUCCUCCUUUCACCUCUCCACUCUUCCUCUUUCCUAUCUAAUUCAAAAAUCAGAAGCUCUCCACCGAUUGAUAGGCGAAGAGGAAUGUUCAGUUCACAUCAGCAGCAGGAACCCCCCCCUCAACAAUUCCUUACUCCACAUCGGGCACGUCGUGAAACGAACGACUCAAGGCCAAGGUCAUCUGGAAGCCCGCUGAAGUUAUUUGGGGAGUACGACACAUUCACCAGCAACAAGCUACUACGGAGAAUGAGCCAAUUCGAAGAGACGUUUAAUAAUGGUCCAGGUGAAGCAACCCCAUCACCCACAGAAACCCGUCAAAAGGGACGAAGCCGAAGCCGAAGCCGACCGACCUCACGCCGUAAUCCCAACCAAGCAGGAACCACAUUAUCCUCUCAAAGUGGCCGCGACACUCCCACAAGGUCGUCCCGCGCAAAGAAUCGGAAUCCGACCAAUCCAAAGGACCACCUGGCCCCAAACAUUCCCGGUUCAUCAGAGCAACGAGUCGAGGGUCUCAGUCUGCUCCCUGCCCCUUCUCUGGUAAUUACGAACGAGGAUGGGAAAAGCCCAUCAGGUCGUCCAUCUCGAAGAAGGGAGGCUGGAAAGCAAAGCCCAAUUCAAUCAGCGAGAUGGGAAAAUGAUCCAUUCGCCUCCUCUCCGGCUAAUGCGUUUCCAGCUGCAGCAGUUAGGACGAAGUUGAGAACCAAUGCCGACGAUGCAGCAGUUGUAAACGAAAAUUGUGAAUCAAAUCCGUUUAGGCAGAGCGAGACGAAGAGGGUUUUUAACAGUCCGACGAAAGAUCCUUGUCGAAAAAGAAGGAGGACACUACAGAAUAUCGAUCCUAAUAAUCAGAUUCUGGCGUCAUCUCUUCUUGAAUCUACUCAAUUUUCUGCCAGCUAUAACAUUCAAAACUAUCAAAAUGAAGGUCAGCUGCGAGCAGGCGACAAUGGUGACUCAGAACUCCCACCACGUCCCCGGACACCAACUCCCUCGCAGAUAAGGUCUCAGCUUGGAAACAAAGAAAAAAUUCAAACCAAACAUGCUAGCAAACCAUCAGCUUCCCUCAAUGCCGUCCAAUACGAACAGAAUGAACCCGAACAGAAGCUCUCCUUUAUCGCAACACCGAGCCAUGUCUUCGACGAUAGUAGGAAAGGAUCAAUUACCACACAAGAUUUUUUGAACGAAGCCACUAAGAUAAUGGACAUAAUACGUGCCAGAGGAGGCGGCAAGCAUAAUCAUGGUUUAUCGAGCGUUGAAGAGACUAACCAUUUGAGUGAUGCUGCAAGUGAUGUAGACUACUCCUAUGAUGAUGCUGAAGAGGAGGAAGAGGAGUCGACACAGGAAGCAUUUUCAAGACCACCAAGCCGCGAGGGGACCGUUGAUCUUCGCAGAUUACACGAACCACGCACGCAACAUCCGCGUAUAGUGAGCCAUUUAAAGAAGUUUGAGGACAAAGACGACUUUGAGCUUUAUAUGGGGGGAUCGGUGAUGUCUUUGCGCCUUGAUCGGGAACAGAAUGUGGCUACUUAUGCCAUUCAUCGGCAGGAGGGUGAGAGCGAUGGUGUGGAAAGCAGCCCAAAGAACAUACGUAUUCGUGGGCGGUCAACCUCAGGGAAGAGGGCAACCAGCUCAUCAUCGAAUUUAUCCAACGGUUCUAAUGGUCAUAGCGGCCCCUCCUCCCAACGGGAAAUAUCGUCACUCAGGUCGACUAGAAGCUCAUUACCCACAGGAUCUUCCCGGGGCUCCUCGAGCGGCUCCGGGGCUAAGGGUAUUAUAUCCUCGGAUAUGAUAGCUCACUUGAUCCCCGAGCAGGUUGGUGCGAUGACUUAUGACCGCUCAGCGCAUGCAUGGGUGAAGGGUAGAGACGGGAUGAUGCAUGCCGAGGAAAGACCUCCAGCGUCGAAGGCGGUGGAAGAAGACGUCAUUAUGAGCGAAGAAGACCCCUUCAAGGAUAUUCCCGACCUUAGUGUUGACGAGUUGCAAGAGCUCAUGGCUGCGCAGACAUUUUCAUCGCCGGCGACGGCGAAGGGGAAAUUUUCUUCGAUGACUGGUGGUUUCGGUGAAGGCCGGCACGAUGGUCAAAAAGAGUGUAACCAGCGGCCGCCACGGCAACAGGAUGAGGAGACCGACGCGGGAAAUCGCCAGCAUAUUACUGAUUUCCGACCAAAUACCCGAGACGGCGGACGUUUUGAAACGAGUUCCGUGCAAUCGAAAUCUACGCGGUUUACGUCGAGUUGUCCCAAUCCAGAAACCAGGGCUACGUCUUGGGGUAGUGAGGAGUUAGUAGGUAUUCCUCAGCCUGCUGAGACUAAUGAUUUGGGAAAUUGUCAGAAGGGUGGUAAUGGACAGCCUCCCCCCGGCGAAAGACGUGGUAGGGUAGCUACCAUUUCGUUCUCAUCCCCUUUGGUAUCUCAUGUGGCGUACCGGGAGGACUCGCUGAGUCCAGUCGACCCGGAACACGCGUUACCAUCUACUGUGCAGCAUGACCGCUACGGAUCUAGUCACUUCAGGGAUUCCCAGAACCAUCCGGGUGUAUUACCGCGCCCUUACAACCAAAGCUCGCCGUUCCGGAACUCUUCGCGCCAGAAUAGUUCAUUCGGUAGUCGGACUUUCAGGGGAAGGCGUAUCUCCCGGAUCGAUGAGCAAACUGAAGUUUCGGCCAACGAUGACCCUCACACCCAACAUCAUGGCCUUUCUGUUAUCGAGGCUCUAGGACAUGAGGACCGCUCAAUGAUUUUACAAGGGAGCCCAAACAUGGAUGCCAGUUACAGCUUCCAGCUUGCGUCGCUGUCGGAUUUUACGCUUCAUCAAAUCGAUGAGUCUAUGCGGCUUGAUGUUAGUUACGUUGCUGAAAGGACUCAUCCGACCUCUCUCAGGCAGGUCCACGGGACAUAUACUCUGGCGACCCAAGAUUUGAUUAAGCACAUCACUGACACAGAGCCGUACGAACCAUAUUGGGAACAUCUCCGUCAGCUGAACCUUCGCGGGAAAGGUCUGAUAACGCUACACAGACUGAACGAAUUCUGCUCGCGACUCGAGGAGCUUGAUGCAUCUGACAACAAUGUUGGCCAGGUUAGCGGCGUCCCCUCAAGUAUUCGCACGUUGAGGGUCCCGCGCAACUACUUGUCCAACUUAACGGCGUGGGGCCAUCUGUCUAAUCUUCAGUACUUGGAUGUGUCAGGAAAUAAGUUGGAGGAUCUUGAUGCGUUUUCGGGCCUUGUUCAUCUGAGGAGUUUGAAGGCCGAUGGGAAUCGCAUUCGGAAUAUUCGUGGCAUUAUGGGGUUAAAUGGCUUGUUGACGUUGAAAGUGAGGGGGAAUUUGAUUGGUGAGAUUGACUUUGGCGAAGCGGAGUUGACGCGGUUGAUAAAGCUGGACUUGCGUGACAAUCUCCUCACGAGUGUACGCAACAUUGGAUUCAUCAAAACUAUCGAAAAGUUAGACCUUCGAGGCAAUCGUAUUCGGCAUUUCGAAUCGUUGGAAGUCCUUCAUUGCCUACAUUCGCUCACCCUAUCGAACAAUAACAUAGAGAAGCUAAAUAUCGGGAAAUUUCCUAACCUCCACCUCCUCUAUGCAGACAGGAAUCACCUCUCCACGAUCAGCGGUCUCGAUCAAUGCCAUUAUCUGGAUUGUUUAUCCCUUCGUGAACAAACACUGCCAUCUUCUCCUCAGCAAUCUGAGAACGACCAACUUCCCCUUAUCUACCUCCAACUCAGUGCAGCCGCGUCCCUCCGGAAACUAUACCUAUCGUCCAACCACCUCUCGUCAGCCCUCCUCGCCCCAUCUGCUAGCGUCCCCAGCCUACAGUACCUCGACAUUGCCUCAUGUGCCCUAGAAAGCCUACCCAGUACCUUUGGCACAAGUUUCCCAAACCUUCGCGUCUUGAAUCUUAACUUUAAUGCGCUUUCCGAUAUAUCUGAGUUGCACGGGCUGACGCGGCUUGGUCGCGUAUUGUUAGUCGGGAAUCGCAUCGCGCGACUUCGGAAGCUCUGUCAGGUUCUGAGAUCCGUUGGUGGCCGCUGCGGCGCGCUGGGUGAUGUAGAUUUACGAGGGAAUCCGAUUACGGUGGGGUUCUAUCCGGCGCCUGUUACGGGGAGUGGGAGGGUGUGGAGGGAUGAGAAAGGGGCGCUUGUUGGGGAUGGGGACGUGGGGAGACGGAGGUUUAAAAAUCGUCAGGGGCUUGGGCACGGUAGAGACGAGAGGCAGUUGCAGGUCCGUGAAAGGGAUGAUAGGGAUGAAGAUGAUACGGGCUUCCCAACUUUAGGUAGUUGUACGAAUAUCGCGCGGAAGGGGUUCGGCGAUGAGGUUCAUAAUCAGGAUGAAGCUGAAGCUGGGGCUGGGGUUGAGAUUGAGAUCGACGACCACUACACCGUGCCUCCGGCAAAUGUCAUUGCGGAUCGCAAGUAUGUCGUGCACCUAGAUGAGGCGACAAGGUUGCGGAGAAGAGUUGUGGAACUUAUGGUCCUGGCGGCGGCGGCGGGGAGAUUGAGGGUGUUGAAUGGGCUUCCUAUUGUGAAUGGCUGUGCAGGGGGGAGCGUGGCUGAUGUUGGGGAUGAGGGUGCUGGUGGUAGCAGUAGUGACGGUCGUGAGAAGUGGAGAAGUGGGUAUGUGAGGAAGGAUGAGGUGUGGAGGCGGUUGGAGGAGUUGGGGGUUUUGAAGAAGAAGAAAAAGAAGCAGAAGAGCGGGGUGGCGGAGCAGAUUGAUAGGUGAUGUUCUUGUCUUGUUCUUGUUAUUCUGCUCUGGCUUCAAUUGGAGUUACCAGGUGAGAUUUGCUUUCAUUCAUAUCAUUCCAUUCCUAUCAGGUCUCUCAGCUACGGACUGCGGCGGCACGGUAGGGUUUUUGAGAUUUGUUUCCCUGUUUAUCUCUAUGGUGUUUGGGCCUUUCUUUCUCCCUUUUUAUUUCUGGUGUUUGUUUGGCUUUCUUCUGGGGGGGGUUCUUUUUUUUCCUCUUCUCUAAAUACCCUGUUCUAAAUUGCAUAUAGCGUGUGUGGGUUUGGACCGUUCAAUGGGUUUUUAUUCUUCUUCUUUUUUUUUUUUUUCACUUCCGCUUAUUUCUGUCGAAUUGAAUUUCUGGGCACGAUGAGGCUGUCCCCGUCUUAAUUUUGAAAUUUGUGUUUUGCUGGCUAGUUGGUUGUUGAUAAUGAACUUUGACCUUGAUUGAAACUUACACUACGAUAUUUAUGUAUAUUUGCCUAGCAGUGUGCAUUUCUAACUUGGCUACAGCCGAACCGGGACGGUAUCAAGACAAUAGCCCUUCCAACUAGGCAAGUAACUUAGGUUAUCUUAAAAAACGGAAUUCGAAGCCAAUACAAUUUUUUUUUAAAAAAAAAUCAGGUUGAUCAAUAAUCAACAUGCGUAAAAAAAAGUGGG
This is a messenger RNA of Blastomyces gilchristii SLH14081, 7152 nucleotides long. Its product is annotated as septation initiation network scaffold protein cdc11. Gene Ontology annotation, molecular function: protein binding. The record is from RefSeq and is a predicted model, not a curated record. The coding region runs from base 634 to 6492 and encodes 1952 amino acids. The transcript has 3 exons. NCBI's taxonomy places the organism in Eukaryota, Fungi, Ascomycota, Eurotiomycetes, Onygenales, Ajellomycetaceae.